Messenger RNA from Periophthalmus magnuspinnatus, 1170 nucleotides. It is a transcript of the gene ptgfr, whose product is annotated as prostaglandin F receptor (FP). Gene Ontology annotation, cellular component: plasma membrane. NCBI's taxonomy places the organism in Eukaryota, Metazoa, Chordata, Actinopteri, Gobiiformes, Gobiidae. The record is from RefSeq and is a predicted model, not a curated record. The transcript has 3 exons. The coding region runs from base 19 to 1170 and encodes 383 amino acids. Gene Ontology annotation, molecular function: thromboxane receptor activity; prostaglandin F receptor activity. Gene Ontology annotation, biological process: adenylate cyclase-activating G protein-coupled receptor signaling pathway; inflammatory response; positive regulation of cytosolic calcium ion concentration.
CUUGACUACUAAGAGGAAAUGGAUUUGGGAAUGUGGUACAAUGGGGAUUUAAGGACUCACAAAAAGAGCAUGGUGGUCAAUGGGAGCACAGGGUCGAGCUGCAGGGCAGAGAUGAGAGCUAACAGCACGUGCACCUCCCCGGAGCUGUCCAUCACAACCUCAGUCAUUUCUAUGAGUGUGGGGAUCAUGUCCAACAGUCUGGCCCUCUUCAUACUUCUCAAGUCCUACAGACGAGUUCACACUAAGACCAGGGCAUCGUUCCUCCUGUUCGCCAGCAGCUUGGUCAUCACUGAUCUGCUGGGGCACCUCAUUAUUGGGGGCUUGGUGCUCUUUGUCUACAGCUCCCAGAAGAUGUGGGAUGUGUUUGACCCCCAUCGCAUCCUGUGCAGCGUGUUUGGAGCCUGCAUGGUGUUUUUUGGCCUGAGCCCUCUGUUCCUGGGGAGCCUUAUGGCUGUGGAGCGCUGCAUUGGAGUGACCCGGCCACUGUUCCACUCCACAGCAAUGGCAGCCCACCAUAUGAGGCGGCUGCUGGGGCUGAGCUGGCUGCUGCCCGCUCUGGUGGCUGUGAUGCCAGUGCUGCUGAGGAGACCCUACAGUGUGCAAAGUUCCAGGAGCUGGUGCUUCUUUCACAUGAAGCAGCCCCAGGACUGGCUAGACAUCCUGCUGCCUCUGCUCUUCUCCAGUCUGGGCUUGUUAGCUCUGCUUCUUUCUAUCGUGUGCAACACUUUCACCAGCGGUGCCCUGCUGCAGUCCCGACUGAGGCGCAGACAUCUCUCUAGGAGCACGUCCUACCACCUGGAGAUGAUCUGCCAGCUGCUUGCCAUCAUGCUGGUGUCGUGUGUGUGCUGGGGCCCACUGCUGGUCUGUGUCAUUGUGUUGAGUAUCACAAGCAGACAGGAGCCAGAGACCCACAAUCUGCUGAUGGCUGUGCGGAUGGCCACAUGGAACCAGAUCUUGGACCCCUGGGUGUACAUCCUGCUGCGGAAGGCUGUCCUAAGGAAACUUUUUAUGUUGGUGCACAGGGUGUGGACUGUGAGGUCUUCAGAGCUGCAGUUGUGGCAGAGCAGUGUGCAGCGCAUCUCAGUGAAUACUAGCCACUCAGGGCUCUGCCCCAGUGAGGGUCUGAGAAAGAAACAUUUAAAUGACACUAUCAUUAAAUCUAUUUCCUAA